AUGGCUUUGAACAGCUUCCGAACCCGCAACAUCAUGCACACAGAGGUGAUACACACUAAUCAGGAGGAACAGCGGUUUUCUCCAUCCUGCCGCUAUAAUUGUGAUGAUCCCUUGGUGUCGAUGCUGCCGCAGACGUCCUUUCAGAGCUCUUCGGCAUUCUCGGACAACCACUCCCCCCGCUUCGCCAAACUCAAUAGAAGAGACGGAGGUGGGGGCUGGGCUCCACGCCGGACGGACCGGCACCAGUGGCUGCAAGUUGACCUUCGGGGCAGGGUUGAGAUCACAGCUAUUGCCACACAGGGACGCUAUGGCAGCUCCGAUUGGGUAACAAGCUAUCUGCUGCUGUUCAGCGACACGGGCGGAGCGUGGACACAGUAUAAACAGGAGGACAGCCCGUGGACAUUUACCGGGAACACGAACGCAGACGGCGUGGUCCACCACCGUUUUCCACACUCUCUCAGAACCCGAUUCCUGCGCUUCGUCCCCUUGGACUGGAGCCCCAGCGGCUGGGUGGGGCUCAGAGUGGAGGUGUACGGAUGCACAUACAAGUCAGACGUGGCAGACUUUGACGGCAGAAGCUCUCUGUUGUACCGGUUUAACCAGAAGUCCAUGAGCACGGUAAAGGAUGUGAUCUCCCUCAAGUUCAGAAGCCAGCAGGGGGAGGGGGUGCUGGUGCAUGGAGAGGGCCAGAGAGGCGAUUACAUCACCCUGGAGCUGCACCGGGGCAGGCUGGCCCUGCACCUCAACCUUGAUGAUGCCAAGCUCCGCUCCAGCAGCAGUCAUGUGCCGGUGACCCUAGGAAGCUUGCUGGAUGACCAGCACUGGCAUUCUGUCCUCAUUGAGCGUUUCAACAAACUGGUGAACUUCACCGUGGACAAACACACUCAGCACUUUCGCAUUAAGGGCGAUGGAGACUCUUUGGAGGUGGACUAUGAGCUCAGCUUCGGGGGCAUUCCGCUGCCAGGCAAACCAGGGACCUUCCUGAGGAAGAACUUCCACGGCUGCAUGGAGAACCUCUAUUACAAUGGCGUCAACAUCAUCGACCUGGCCAAGAGACGCAAGCCCCAGAUCUACAGCGUGGGCAAUGUGACCUUUUCCUGCUCGGAGCCUCAGCUGGUGGCAACCACCUUCCUGAGCUCCAGCUCCAGCUUCCUGAUGCUCCCGGCACAGCUGGCAGUGGACGGUCUCUCUGUACGCUUCCAGUUUCGCACCUGGAACCGGGAUGGACUGCUGCUGUCCACCCAGCUGGACCAGGACCCGGAACGUCUGGUUCUGCAAAUCAGAGAGGGACGACUCCAUCUCACACAUCACAGAUCAGCCCUGCAGAAAUCCGAGAUCUCUACGGGCCACAGUUUGAAUGACGGCUUGUGGCACACGGUCAGUCUCAGUACGAGGGGUCAGCAUGUCUCUCUGACUGUGGACAAUGAGCGGGCAUCAGUCAUGGAACUGGACGACCACAUUGAUUCUGGCGACAGCUUCUUCUUUGGAGGUUGCCCCGUGACCCCAAACAACCCAGGCUGCAAGAACCCAACUUUGGCCUUUCAGGGGUGUAUGCGUCAGAUUGUCAUCAAUGGACAGCCCAUGAAUUUGUUCCACGUGCAGCAAGGGCUGCUGGGAAACUACAGCCAACUUCAAAUUGAUGCCUGUGGUAUCCGUGAUAGGUGUUUACCUAACUUCUGUGAACACGGCGGCCGCUGUUCGCAGUCCUGGAGUUCCUUCUACUGCGACUGUUCUGGCACAGGGUACACUGGGGCUACAUGUCACAACUCAAUCUAUGAGCCUUCCUGUGAGGCAUACAGACAGACAGGAAGCUCCUCUGGCUUCUUCUCCAUUGAUCCAGACGGAAGCGGUCCUCUCGGCUCAACGUUGGUGUACUGCAACAUGACAGAAGAUAAAGUAUGGACUGUGGUGGCUCAUAACAGCACAGAGUCAGUCAGUGUCCAAGGCUCCACAUUGCAGAGACCCUAUAUCACGCGCUUCAACUACAGUGCCUCGCCCCAACAGCUGCGUGCCCUGGUGACCGGGUCUGAGCACUGUCAACAGGAAGUGAUAUAUCGCUGCAGGAAGGCCCGCCUCUUCAACACUUGGGACGGAACCCCCCUGUCCUGGUGGGUGGACAGGAGUGGGGAGAGGCGCACCUACUGGGGGGGGUCCCUGCCUGGGGUGCAGCAGUGUUCCUGCAGCCUAGAGGAGAACUGCAUGGACAUGAACUACUUCUGCAACUGUGAUGCAGACAGAAACUCAUGGGCCAACGACACUGGUCUGCUCUCUUACAAAGACCACUUGCCUGUGAGCGAAAUUAUGAUCGGCGACACAAAUAGAACGGGCUCAGAGGCCAUCUACAAAAUCGGGCCGCUCCGUUGCUAUGGUGACAGAUUUUUUUGGAAUUCAGCAUCUUUCUACCAAGAGUUUUCGUACCUACACUUCCCCACCUUCCAAGCAGAGCUCAGUGCUGACAUUUCCUUCUACUUCAAGACCGCAGCAGCCUCCGGAGUCUUCCUGGAGAACCUGGGCGUCAAAGACUUCAUCCGAGUGGAGCUGAGCUCUCCAUCGUCGGUGACGUUCUCCUUUGAUGUGGGGAACGGGCCAGCAGUCCUGGUGGUCAAGUCCCCCGUGCCCUUGAAUGACAAGCAGUGGCACUACGUGCGGGCGGAGCGCAACGUUAAGGAGGCGUCCCUGCAGGUGGACCAGCUACCCCUGCGCUUCCUGGAGGCCCCGCCAGAUGGACACUUCCGCCUACAGCUGAACAGCCAGCUGUUUGUGGGAGGAACAGCAUCCAGGCAGAGGGGCUUCUUGGGCUGCAUCCGGGCGCUGACCAUGAAUGGGCUCACCCUGGACCUGCAGGAGCGGGCAAAGGUGACGCCCGGGGUGAGCGGGGACUGCCCGGGUCACUGCAGCAGCUACGGCAGCCUGUGUCACAACAGGGGGAGGUGCGUCGAGAGCAACAAUGGCUACGUCUGCGACUGCACCCACUCCGCCUACAGGGGCCCCCACUGCAAGAAAGAGGUGUCCGUGGCCUUCAAGAGCGGGUCCUCAGUCACCUACACUUUCCAGGAGCCAUUCUCCGUCAUGCGCAACAGGAGUACACAGUCCUCCGCAAUCUACGCUGAGAACAGGAAGUCAAGGGAGAAUGUGGCCUUCAGCUUCCUGACCACCCAGGCCCCGGCCAUGCUGCUCACCACAAACUCCUACUACCAGCAGGGCAUGGCCAUCAUCCUGGCCCACAACGGGAGUUUGCAAAUCUUUUAUCGGCUCAACAAGGAGAGGAGGCCAGACAUCUUCACCCCCACAUCCAAAAGUCUGGCUGACGGGCAGCUCCACUGGGUCAGACUGCACCGCGAGGGAAAGGACAUUUAUGUUCAGAUUGACAAGGACAUCAACCGAAAAUACAGUCUGACGUCCGACACGGAGCUGAACACCAUCAGAUCCCUGACUUUGGGCAAGGUCACAGAAAGUGAGGUCAUCGAUGAGGAAGUGAUGGCAGCCGGAUCCAGGGGCUUCAUUGGCUGCCUGUCUUCAGUCCAGUUCAAUCAGGUGGCUCCACUGAAAGCAGCCCUGCUGAAUCGAGGCAGCUCAUUGGUCAGCUUACGUGGGCGUUUGGUAGAGUCCAACUGCGGGGCAUCAGCUGACAUGACUACAUCACACUCUUUCUCAGAUCACUCAGAGAAAGCUGACAGAGGCAAGGAGCCAUUGAAAGAUGGAGCACAGAGUGAUUCGGCAGUAAUUGGAGGCGUGAUUGCGGCAGUGGUCUUCAUCACUCUGUGCGUGGUGGCAGUGAUGACUCGUUUCCUGUACCAGCACCGCAGGGCUGAGCAGGCAGCGGCGGUCCAGGAGAAGGACCACCGGCACAGCCUGGAGGCAGCCUAUCGAGCAGAACUGGAGCAUCAGAACCACCGGCUCAGCUUGAAAGCAGCCUACCGCACUGAACUGGACCUUCAGAACUCGGUGCGGGACAGCAGGAAGGAGUACUACAUCUGACACCCCCGUUGCCCCUGGCCUUUCCUGCCCUCCUCUUGCUGAGUCAUAUGACUGGAGAAACUACGCCUUGGUUUGGCCAAUUAGAGACAUUUUCGGCAUGCAACCGCCCUUUUGGAAGGA
Messenger RNA from Megalops cyprinoides (Indo-Pacific tarpon), 4098 nucleotides. RefSeq names its product contactin-associated protein-like 5. The record is from RefSeq and is a predicted model, not a curated record. NCBI's taxonomy places the organism in Eukaryota, Metazoa, Chordata, Actinopteri, Elopiformes, Megalopidae. The coding region runs from base 1 to 3978 and encodes 1325 amino acids. The transcript has 25 exons.